This is a messenger RNA of Helianthus annuus (common sunflower), 1853 nucleotides long. RefSeq lists its product as uncharacterized. NCBI's taxonomy places the organism in Eukaryota, Viridiplantae, Streptophyta, Magnoliopsida, Asterales, Asteraceae. The coding region runs from base 297 to 1853 and encodes 518 amino acids. The transcript has 4 exons. Gene Ontology annotation, molecular function: zinc ion binding; nucleic acid binding. The record is from RefSeq and is a predicted model, not a curated record.
CAACUUUGUAAUUAGGUGUUUGGUUUUGUUUAAUUCAAAAAUCUCCCACCUAAUUCAUAUUUAAUGGCAACCUAACUCUAACCCUAAUCCUUCCCUAUAAAUACCACUCUAAUCCCAGCCACUUUUCCACUUUACAAACUCAAAUCUCACUCUCAAAACUCUCUCAAACUUCCUAAAUUCGCAGCUAUAAUCAGAAUUUCGGACAGAUUCAGCAAGCUUCACUAAAAAGGACUUGGUGUUCCAACUUCCUAAUCAACCAACUCACUCGCGGAUUCAAGUAGAAGACUUGCAAAACCAUGUCGUCUAGCUCCUCCAAGAGACGCAAGUCAAAGAAGGGUUCGACUUCCACCGCCAUGUCUCAAAAAGAUUGCAUGAAAUUUAUGGCCAAGCAAUUUGCUAAAGUCCUACCCGACAUCGUUAGCAAGAUUCAAACCGAUUCACCGCAUGGCUCUGUUGACUCAAAGGCAGACAAACCUAAACCGACCUUCCAGUUUAAGCAAUUCAUGGCUUGUAAACCCUUAGAAUUUACUGGCAAGAAUGGCGCUACCGCCAUGAUGAACUGGUUUGAUGCCAUCGAGCUUACCUUCUUGCAAAGUGGUUGCCCUGACGAACUAAGAACCUUGAAUGCAACUGGGGUGUUUCGUGAAAAGGCACUCGAGUGGUGGACGACCGAACGUAACAAAAGAGGAAACGAGGUCGCACAUGCUAUGCCUUGGGACGAUCUCAAACAGCUUAUGAAAGACCACUUCUGUCCUCCUCAUGAACUCCAAAAAUUGGAGAACGAAUUUUGGAACCUUACUCAGAAGGGGAGUGACAUGGAUGGCCUGAUUACGCGCUUCAAACAACUCAGUGUUCUUUGUCCUGGACAAGUCGAGACCGUUCCCAAAUCCGUAGCCAAAUUCGUCCGUUGUGUUGCACCUCCCCUGAUAAACCACCUUGCCUCUGCUAAUCCCCAAACCAUUGAAGAUGCUUUUCGUAUAGCCACGGAACUUAACAACAACUGCGUUAUCCAUGGAACCUAUGAUAAAGUUUCAACGAAGAAUGCACGCCAAGCUACCACUGAAACUACCACUGUUGAGCCCUCACCCUCACAAUCGUCCAAGAAAAACCAAGGCAAGAAGCGGAAGGCUUCGAGCCAAAAUUGUGCGGUCGUCACUCCGCCAAACCCUCAACCCUUACAAGCCUUAGCCGCCGUUGCACCCGCAAACACCGAACCACCAAAACAAGGUUAUGUUGGAACUCAUCCCAAAUGCACCACCUAUCUGUUUCAUCAUCCUGCUAACGUACCCUGUCGCAAAUGUGCCAACUGUCAAAGGUAUGGUCAUUUUGCUAACCGAUGCCGAAACUUCCCGCAAGCUUCAAAUGCCCCUGUGCGAGCAUGCUAUAAGUGCGGCGACCUCAAUCAUCUCGCCAAUGUUUGUCCCCAACGCUAUCAACCUCAACAACAGCAGCAACUACAGCAACCGCAACAACCACCACAUCAGCAACAACAAGCUCAGCAACCUGCUAGAGGCCGAGCUUUUUCCAUCACCGCUGCUCAGGCUCAAAACGCAAACGACGUCAUUACCGGUACGUUUCUUGUGAACCAUAUUUACGCUUCUUGUCUAUUUGAUACCGGCGCCGAUAAGAGUUUUGUGUCGCUAGAAUUCGAGCAAUUGCUUAAGUGUAAACGCUCUAAGUUGCCAAAAUCUUUCGCUGUCGAAGUCGCUAAUGGUAAAUCCGUCACUGUUGAUUCCGUUCUUCCCAAUUGUUCCUUGAUUCUCAACGAUCAUACGUUUUCGAUCAACCUUAUACCUAUGCAAAUGGUUGAUGUUUCUAUUGUUAUGUAUAUUAUUGCAAAACAAAAAAACUAA